Molecule: messenger RNA, 963 nt
Organism: Trichophyton benhamiae CBS 112371
Lineage: Eukaryota; Fungi; Ascomycota; Eurotiomycetes; Onygenales; Arthrodermataceae
Exons: 2
Coding region: 1-963 (320 amino acids)
Molecular function (GO): DNA binding
Source: RefSeq, a predicted model, not a curated record
AUGGCAGACGACGUAGCAACUACACCCGCGCGAGGACGCGGCCGACCACCCAAGGCCGGCGGCUCAGCAGCGACGCCCAAGGCCGCAGCUUCGACAGCUGCUGACGGGCAGCCCAGAAAGCGAGGCCGUCCGCCGAAGAAUGGCGGCCCAGUGACACCCAAGCCGGUCGUGCUGGAUGCGAACGGCCAGCCCAGGAAGAGAGGCCGGCCGCCCAAGAACGGCAUCGCAGCACAGUCAAAGUCCAAGACCGACGCCUCCGGGGCCUCUGCGUCGGCGAAGAAGAGAGGACGGCCUCGCAAGGACGCAUCUGACGGCGAUGGGGCGGACGCGAGCCCAUCUGCCCGGGGACGGCCAAAGAAGGAGGCCGACGCGAAGAGCAAUGGUGCAAAGGGGACGCCGGGGCGCGGGAGAGGACGGCCGCCUGCGAACCCGCUGCAGAAGUUCCUGGGCUCGUUUGCCCUGGAGUGUGCGGCCGUCAGCGACGAGUGGCCGGACCAGUGCGAGUCGAUGGACAUGUCGAUUUCAGCCUCUGACCUGGACCCCUGCGGCAUGGUCGCGUCGUUCAACCUGGGCAUCGUCGAGGGCACCAUGCUGCUUGCCUUGACUCAAGACGAACUCAACGCCUUUCACAACUCCGACUCGGAAGAGGACGCAGAGUGCGACGAACCACCUGCGAAGAAGGUCAAGAGCUCCGCGGACGAGGAUUCUCUGCGGCUUUACUUCAAGUGGAAAGGCCGGAACACAACUGACACCGAGAUACAUGACGGGAGCAGGGAUGUCGGCACCAUAGACUUCCUUGACUCCAAAGCAAUACAGUUCAAGGGCAUCGGAAGCUUCCCUGCCCUGGGAUCAAAGUGCGAAUUCACAGGAACAAGAUACGACAAGGAGCCUACCACUGUUCCUCUGCCCUGGAGCACUUUUUCAGACGAGGCUGCUCAACUAGCCAACGAGAACAGAUGGUAG